AACAAAAGUCAUUAAAUUACGUAGGGGCCCUCUCGCGACAGGAUAGUUCGUUUUGCCAACUACACUCGGAAGUAGUGGAACUGAACUGGCCCGGAGGUUAAUCAACGUUAAACAUCCAUAUUAAUACUAUCUACGAUUCAAUAUCCAGUAUCAGCAGCAGCUUAAUCCGUUUGUUUUGUUUUGUUUGAAUUUUAUUUUAUUUAACGCGGGAACUUAGCAAUUUCAUUUCUCCUUCUAAUUUCCACCUUUCUACUCUCCAAAAAAAAAAAAGGCAUUUAGGGUUUUGUUUCACCAAAUUUCCCAAUUUUUUCUUUAAUGGAAUCUUCCUUUUCUACACUUCAAUGGCUAUUGUAACAUCUAUCACCGGAAAACGCCCCCAUCGGUGGCUCUCCGUCAAUCACAACCAUCAAUCUCCCAAUUCUUCGCGAUUCAAAAGACAGAAAGUACCAACAGCCAUGUCUCACACGCCAUCACCAUCAUCCAAAACUACCAAUGCCACUGUUUCCAGAGUUUCCCGUUACCCUGAAACCAAGCAACCUUUUCACAGGGAAGUUCACGCUCCAUGUAGACCACGUAAAUUCGAUUAUUCGACGAAUUCCAGAUCAUCGGAAUCAAGCUUCAUUGCUAGAAGUAAGGGAAACUUGUUGAACGAAAAAUACCAGAAAGCAAAACAUUCUGCAUUAGCUACAGUUGCUUUGCGAGGAAAAGGAAAGGAAAAAGAUAAUCACAAGGUUGUUGUUGUUUCGGAAGAUUCAAAUGUCGAAGAUGUGCAAGAAGUGCGAACCCCGGUGAAGGACCACAAGUUGAAGGAGAAUGAGACGGUUCAUUUGGAUACUAAGGUUGAUGUAGUUCACGGUGAAAUUCAAAAACAGUCAAUUUCGUCUGCCGUUUCUGAGUUGAGUAAUGGUAAAUUGAAUGUCGUUGAUGCUGUGGAGAUGUUUGAUACUUUGUCUCUAAGUCCGAAGCAUGAUAUUUCAAGUAUUCGUGCCUACAAGAAGUUGCUUCAGGCUGUUAAUAAGCGAAAAGAUACAAUUGGUAGGUUGCGAUAUGAAAUUCAGCUUAAUGAGAAGCGUAGAUCCGCGUUUGAGUUGCGUCCAAAGAAGGAACUAGUAGAGGAAGUGCCCCGAGAACCUUUUGUUCCUCUUACAGAAGACGAAGAAGUUGAGGUUGCACGAGCCUUUAAAGCCAACUGGAAGAAGGUCUUGGUUUCUCAUGAGAAAUCCAAUAUUGAGAUAUCAGGCGAAAUGUUUCGGUGCCUUAGGCCGGGUGCAUGGUUAAACGAUGAGGUGAUAAACUUAUACCUUGAGUUGUUGAAAGAGCGGGAGAGCAGAGAGCAGCAGAAGUUUCUGAAAUGUCAUUUUUUCAAUACCUUUUUCUAUAAGAAGUUAAUAAGUGGCAAGAAUGGUUAUGAUUACAAAUCUGUGAAGAGAUGGACUACUCAGAAGAAAUUGGGAUAUGGCCUUCAUGAAUGUGAUAAAAUAUUUGUACCUAUUCACCAGGAGAUCCAUUGGUGCUUAGCUGUUAUCAAUAAGAAGGAAAAGAAAUUUCAGUAUCUUGACUCACUGAAAGGAAUAGAUACCCAAGUGCUGGAAGUGCUGGCUAGAUAUUUUGUAGAUGAAGUAAAGGACAAGACUGGGGAAGAUAUUGACGUUAGUUAUUGGGAAAAAGAAUUUGUUGAAGACCUUCCUGAACAGAAGAAUGGGUAUGAUUGUGGGGUGUUUAUGAUCAAAUACACCGACUUUUAUAGCAGAAGCCUGAGGCUGUGUUUCAACCAGGAACACAUGCCUUACUUCCGGCAUAGAACAGCGAAGGAAAUCUUGAGAUUGAAAGCUGACUAAGCAAGAGAAGAACAUGUCAGAAUUUGAGGAUACAAAACAUUUAUGUGAAUUAGCAGAUAACUUUUUGAUGGAGGAUCUUUCACUUCUGUCGCUAUCUUGAUGAUAACCAUUCCAGAGUUAUGGCAUUUCUUAUAUUGAUUGGUACACAGGUACAACUAGUGGUAGUGUAGAAUGCAGUAGAUUCGUAGCCCUUGUACAUGCUACACAGAAGUGAAUCCAUAGAUGAGGCAUUUCAUUUUGAGGUUGAGCUGUUAAUUGUGUAUAUCAAAAAAUGUGCUUCCUCGCCAUUUUUGGUGUCUGCUUUAACUAUUUGCUUCAGUUUCUACUGGGGUUUGGGACUUGAGAGCAAUGAAUAGCAUUGAUGAUUUAUUUUAUACUUUUUAUGUAUGUUGUCUAUGUCUAGAAUAACUACUUGGAAAUUUUUGUAAGUUGUGUAUUUGGAAAUUUGUAACAUUUUGAUAAAGUUUUAUUGGAUUAAUUAGUUUAAA
Messenger RNA from Cicer arietinum (chickpea), 2326 nucleotides. RefSeq names its product ubiquitin-like-specific protease ESD4. Gene Ontology annotation, cellular component: nucleus. The record is from RefSeq and is a predicted model, not a curated record. Gene Ontology annotation, biological process: proteolysis; protein desumoylation. Gene Ontology annotation, molecular function: deSUMOylase activity. NCBI's taxonomy places the organism in Eukaryota, Viridiplantae, Streptophyta, Magnoliopsida, Fabales, Fabaceae.